AUGGUGCCCAGCCCACGUCCUGCCUUCCUCCUCCUCCUCUUCCUCCUGCAGGCAUUUCUCCUCUGGGAUAAGCCAGUUGCAGCAUCCAUUCAAGAGCAGUACUGUGAGAGCUUGCAGCCUGUCAACAACCACACUGGACCCCAGUGCAAUGCCUCUGUAGACCUGAUUGGUACAUGUUGGCCAAGGAGUGCAGUGGGGCAGUUGGUAGCUCGUCCCUGCCCAGAGUAUUUCUAUGGUGUGCGGUACAACACCACGAAUAAUGGCUACAGGGAAUGCCUUGCCAAUGGGAGCUGGGCAGCACGAGUCAACUACUCCCAGUGCCAGGAGAUCCUCAGCCAAGAGAAGAGGAGCAAGCUGCACUACCACAUUGCUGUCAUCAUCAACUACCUGGGCCACUGUGUCUCCUUGGGAGCCCUGCUGGUGGCUUUUGUCCUCUUCAUGCGUCUCAGGAGCAUCAGGUGCCUGAGGAACAUCAUCCACUGGAACUUGAUCACAGCCUUCAUCCUUCGCAAUGCCACGUGGUUUGUGGUGCAGCUCACCAUGAACCCAGAGGUGCACGAGAGCAACGUGGUGUGGUGUCGUUUGGUGACUGCUGCCUACAACUACUUCCAUGUCACCAACUUCUUCUGGAUGUUUGGGGAAGGCUGUUACCUGCACACAGCCAUUGUCCUCACCUACUCCACUGACAAGCUACGCAAGUGGAUGUUCAUCUGCAUUGGUUGGUGUAUCCCCUUUCCCAUCAUCGUGGCCUGGGCCAUGGGGAAGCUCUACUAUGACAACGAGAAGUGCUGGUUUGGGAAGAGAGCAGGAGUUUAUACUGACUACAUAUACCAAGGCCCCAUGAUCCUGGUGCUACUGAUCAACUUCAUCUUUCUGUUCAACAUUGUCAGGAUCCUCAUGACCAAGCUUCGAGCUUCAACCACCUCAGAGACCAUCCAGUAUAGGAAAGCAGUCAAGGCCACUUUGGUGCUGCUGCCCUUGCUGGGAAUCACCUACAUGCUGUUCUUUGUCAACCCAGGGGAGGAUGAGAUCUCCAGGAUUGUCUUCAUCUACUUCAACUCCUUUCUGGAGUCCUUCCAGGGCUUCUUUGUCUCUGUCUUCUACUGUUUCCUCAACAGUGAGGUCCGUUCAGCAGUGAGGAAGCGCUGGCACCGCUGGCAGGACAAACACUCCCUCCGUGCCAGGGUGGCACGAGCCAUGUCCAUCCCAACCUCCCCAACUCGUGUCAGCUUCCACAGCAUCAAGCAAUCCACAGCAGUGUGA
Molecule: messenger RNA, 1263 nt
Organism: Colius striatus (speckled mousebird)
Lineage: Eukaryota; Metazoa; Chordata; Aves; Coliiformes; Coliidae
Product: corticotropin-releasing factor receptor 1
Exons: 13
Coding region: 1-1263 (420 amino acids)
Biological process (GO): adenylate cyclase-activating G protein-coupled receptor signaling pathway; cell surface receptor signaling pathway
Cellular component (GO): neuron projection; plasma membrane
Molecular function (GO): corticotropin-releasing hormone binding; G protein-coupled peptide receptor activity; corticotropin-releasing hormone receptor activity
Source: RefSeq, a predicted model, not a curated record